Entrophospora sp. SA101 is the source of this 348-nucleotide messenger RNA. The record is from the annotation of a GenBank genome assembly. NCBI's taxonomy places the organism in Eukaryota, Fungi, Glomeromycota, Glomeromycetes, Entrophosporales, Entrophosporaceae.
AUGGAAAAUGCUUUAUUAAAACCAAAAUCAAAAAGAUCAACAUCUUCACAUUUAUCACAAAAUUUAAUGCCACCUAACACUGUUAAUACCAAAGCUCCAAUCACCACAGCUACUACAUCAAUAUCGAUAACGCCUUCAAUAACUUCUAAAGACAAUAACAACAACCCUGGUAUUAUUAAUAGUAUUAACCUAUCAUUACCAAUACACACUGACAAUAUUUAUGUUCGUAAAAGAGAUGGAAGACUAAGACGGUGUGAUAGAUGUAACGAUGUGAAACCUGAUAGAUGUCAUCAUUGCUCAGAAUGUGACAAAUGUAUAUUAAGAAUGGAUCAUCACUGUCCUUGGUAA